AUGGCUUCUCUACCAUGGGCAGGCUUUGUCUUGCAACGAAUGAACUCGCGAGCCGCAGCGUCAUCAUUAACACCGACGACCCUCUGCCACCAAUGCAGGCGAGCAUUCACCUCAACGUCAGUGUCGCUUGCCGGCCACAACAAGUGGUCCAAGACGAAACACAUCAAGGCUGUGACGGACAAGAAGAAGAUGUCUGAGCGGACGGCGUUUACCAAACUCAUUGCCAUGCACUCACGGAUGCAUGGCGAAGAUGUCAGGUUUAAUCCGCAACUGGCCAAUGCCAUCGCGGCGGCGACGAAAGCUAGUGUUCCCAAGGCCCUGGUGGAGGCCGCCAUCGCUCGAGGUCAGGGUCGAUCGACGACGGGAGCCAAGCUCGAGGUCCUAACAUUCGAGGCUCUGAUCCCUCCCAACAUUGCCUUGAUUGCCGACGCCGAGACGGACAACAAGACACGCACUCUGCACGAUCUCCGGCUGGUCGUAAAGAAGGCUGGGGGAGUCACCGGGUCGACGUCGUUUUACUUUUCCAGACGCGGCCGCACCAUCUUCAAGCCCUCGGAAGGUGGUCCAACGCUGUCGGGCGUGCUGGAGGAGGCGAUCGAGCACGAAGGAGCCGAGGAUGUCGAGCAGCUGCCGGACGGUGCGUUCCUGCUAUGGACCCAACCGGCCUCGCUCAUGGCCAUGACGGAGGCGCUAUGCAGCAAGUUUGGGCUGGAAGUAGGAGAAUCGGACAUCAUCUGGGCGGCCAACGAGGACACGAAAGUCGCCGUGGACACUAGCAGCUUGGCUCAAACGCUCGAUGAUCUCCUCUCCGGGCUCCGGGAGCAUACUGAAGUCAAGGCGAUAUUCGCCAAUGUUCGGCAGGGAAAGAUUACGAACGACGAAUGGGACAAGGUUGAAAGACAAAUAGAUGUGUAG
Drechmeria coniospora is the source of this 915-nucleotide messenger RNA. Its product is annotated as UPF0082 protein C8D2.12c. The coding region runs from base 1 to 915 and encodes 304 amino acids. The transcript has 3 exons. NCBI's taxonomy places the organism in Eukaryota, Fungi, Ascomycota, Sordariomycetes, Hypocreales, Ophiocordycipitaceae. Gene Ontology annotation, cellular component: mitochondrion. The record is from RefSeq and is a predicted model, not a curated record.